AUGGAGUCUCCCACCAAAGAGAUCGAGGAGUUUGAAAGCACGGCCCUGAAGUACCUGCAGCCGGAACAGAUUGAGAAGAUUUGGCUCCGGCUCCGUGGACUGCGCAAGUACAAGAAGACUUCCCAGAGAUUACGAUGUCUGGUGAAGCAACUGGAGAGAGGAGAGGCUUCCCUCACUGAUCUCAAGAAGAACCUUGAGUAUGCAGCGUCGGUGCUAGAAUCUGUCUAUAUCGAGGAGACGAGGCGUUUGGUGGACACCGAGGAUGAACUCAGUGACAUCCAGUCAGAGUCGGUGCCCUCAGAGGUGCGGGAUUGGCUGGCCUCAACAUUCACCCGCCAGAUGGGCCUGAUGCUGCGCCGCAGUGAAGAGAAACCUCGCUUCCGCAGCAUUGUCCACGCCGUCCAGGCUGGCAUAUUUGUUGAGAGGAUGUACCGACGUACCUCCAAUAUGGUGGGACUCAGCUACCCCCCUUCAGUCAUAUCUGUGCUCAAGCAUGUUGACAAGUGGUCGUUUGACGUGUUUGCCCUAAACGAGGCCAGCGGGGAUCACGCACUUAAAUUCAUAUUCUACGAGUUGCUCACAAGAUACGACCUCAUUAGCCGUUUCAAGAUCCCGAUCUCUGCAGUGGUUUCAUUCGUGGAGGCCCUAGAAGUGGGAUACAGCAAACAUAAAAACCCCUACCACAACCUGAUGCACGCUGCUGAUGUCACACAGACUGUACACUACUUGCUACUCAAGACUGGCAUGGUGCAUUGGUUGACUGAGCUUGAAAUCUUUGCCAUGAUCUUUGCGGCAGCGGUGCACGACUACGAGCACACGGGGACCACAAACAACUUCCACAUUCAGACAAGAUCAGACACAGCUAUCCUGUACAAUGACCGCUCAGUGCUUGAGAGUCACCAUGUCAGCGCAGCCUACCGCCUGCUGCAGGACGACGAUGAGAUGAACAUCCUCUACAACCUCUCCAAGGACGACUGGAGAGAGCUCCGGGCUCUGGUGGUGGAGAUGGUUCUGGCCACAGAUAUGUCCUGCCACUUCCAGCAAGUUAAGACCAUGAAGAACUUCCUACAACAACCUGAGGGCAUUGAUAAGCCCAAAGCCCUGUCCCUGCUGCUGCACACAGCAGACAUCAGCCACCCAGCCAAAAAUUGGGACCUCCACCACCGCUGGACCACCUCCCUACUGGAGGAGUUCUUCAGACAGGGGGACAAAGAAUCAGAGCUUGGCCUGCCGUUCUCUCCGCUCUGCGACCGAAAGUCCACAAUGGUGGCCCAGUCCCAAAUCGGGUUCAUUGACUUCAUUGUGGUGCCCACCUUCACUGUGCUGACGGACAUGAUGGAACGUAUCAUCAAACCGCUCAUCGACGAGGCUUCCCAUUCAGGUUUUGCCGGCUUCAGACGCUCAAGUCUGAACAGUAUUAGCUCAGAGGAGGCCAAGAGGCACAGUGUGAAGAGCCCCGACAGCAGCUCGUUGGGACAAAGCUCUCUGCUGACGGUGGACCUGAAGAACUUCAAGGCGUUGUGGAACGAAGAGGUGUACCAGAACAGAGAGAGGUGGAAAUCUCAGGCUGCAAAAGAGGCGGAGGAGAGAGCUAAAAGGGAAGCAGAGGAGCAAGCCCAACAGGAGGAGGCUAUGGAGCCCCAGGAGGACGACGUAGAACCAGAACAGCUUGAACCAAAGGAGGACCAACUGGAGGGGGAGGAGGAGGAGGGGGAGGAGUCUGAGUCAGCGGAGGUCAGACCACCAGAUGGUAACACUGGGGAAACCGAGCAGGGGGUGCAGCCUGGGAGCCCCACGCACAAGAAUCCUCCACUGCAGAACGGAGAGUUGUCUGAAGGGACUGAAUCUCCAGAGGGUGAAGAAAACAAGAACAAAGGAGACGAUGCAGAGUUGGCGAUGGAAUAAGCGAGCUGUGGAGAAUCACAGCCUCACUGUUUCAUCUUUGCUGUGCUGCUGUCGACCUGAACCUGCUUUUACUUGUAAGCGAGGACUCAAACUCAGCCAGAGGAGAGGCCAUUAGUUGGAAUGUGUCGCCCUCUACAGGACACCAGGAAACUGACACCAUCACUUCCUUUUUGUCUCUGUGAUUAACUGUUUUUACUUUUUACCAUGUUUAUGCUCCCAGGCUCUUGUAUGCAGAGCAUUUUCCUACCUUCAUGCUUCCUGAUGAAUACAAUACAGAUUAAACAACCUUAUGAAUAGGGGGGGAGGGGUUGAAGAGGAGCCUUUGAAAGACACUGAACAUGUUGCUUAUCUCGUUUUUCUUUGCCAAUCGUUUACUUUGCUCUAAUCGUGUGUUUAACUCAGACCACAGACAUGUAGCCAUUCUAUUCAAGUCCCACUUUUCACUGCUGUGCUAUGCUUCACCGUCGACACUCAAGACAAGUAUCAGUUGGUAAAAAAAGCGUGUUUAGAGACAAGGUUUUGCAUCACAGUAAUUUAUUUUGGUACUACCUGAAGAAUAAAUGUACAUCAAGAGGGACGUCUAUAGCUGCUACACAGUAUGUAAAGGAUACAUGUAUGUGUGCACUACAUUGGGGUUAAGUUGACAGGUUUAAAGCACAUAUAUUUUAAUAGAAAGUACUCCUUUAACACAUUCCCUCUGUGUAGAAAAAUUAAACUUCUCCUUGUGCUGCAGGAGCUCCGGUUGGGAGUCUCUUAUGUUUGCUGAGGCUACUGCAAGAAACCAGUCGUGGCUCAUAUUUUUCCCCUUAACCUUAGUGCUUUCCUCAGGCAUUGUGGAAUUCUAAUGAGUUUGUGUUCCUUGUUUUUUUGUGUGUUUUUCUGUCCUCUUAAUUGUAUAUAUUGAAAGUUUGUAUAUGUUAUGGAUCUGGAGGCGGAGUAGAAAAUCUUACGAUUCCACAAUCCAUAAAAGGAUAUUUUCUUUCUGGGUAUAAUGUAAGAUAUUGUAGUGAGAAAUGUCCAAAAAUUAGAAUGCAACUUUUGCAUUUCAAACAUAUCACACGUUCAAGUUUUUGUAAUAUAUAUAAAAAUGUUUUUUCUGUACUUUUCUUUUUGUAACAAUCUUAUUUGUUUUGCAUUUCUUGUGUCCUAUAUGAAUCAUGCACUAGAUGUGUCUAAUAACCUCACACUGUAUGUCAUUUCUUCGUCAAAAGACUUCUUCUUGAUGCCUUCUUAUAUGUAUUUAAGCUGUAGCAAAAAGUCAAGAUUGUCGCUGAAUUAGAGAAAAAGCUCAUGUAUGUAUUUUAUUUUGCAGUACAGUUAUGUUACAGCAGCUUCGCCUGCGAGGUUGUUGGUGUAAUGUUUUAAUCGACGUGUUUACAGUGUGCUCGUACACUUAUUAGCCAGAUGAAUCCAUCAUGCUUCUGUGAUGCAUCCGAGGCUAUGAGUCCAAACUGUACCUGCUUCUUGUCUGUACGCCAGGUUUUUAAGGCUUGUAAUGUCGCGUAUAGGAGAUGCAAAUAUUGCUUACUGUGCAUAUGUAACAUAUUGAACCUCUGCAACACUGGUUCAGCUUUUACUAUAUACUUAAUAUGUGUAAUUGAAAAAAAAAAGAAGCAUUUUGGCAGUAUUCAGAUAAUAAUGGAUAUGUUUUCCCUAAAAUUUUGCACUUUUUAUUUUGUUUUUCCCUUUGCUUUACAUUCUUUUGGUAUGAAAAUUCCAACAUUUAUUGUGCCAAGAUCAAGUUAUUGGCAUAUUAUUUUUAAAGUAUACUGUACAUAUGUAUACUGGUAGAGAUACUUAAACAUAAAGUAUAUAUGGGGUUCAAAGAGGGUGAAUAAUCCAGCAUCUAAACAUUUAUAUAAAACUGUAGGAAUGAUUUUUAUAGCCUCUUUGUUUUAAUACACACUACUCAUUUUUAUAUUAUGACAGGAGGGUAACAUAUCAAGCCGUUUAUCACGUAAUGUAACCACAUGCAUCUUUCUACCUAAAAUAUACAGUCAGUGGUUAGCAAGACAGCUGGCUGAAUGUGUGCCUAUAUAUAUGUACUUUCCACUUGACACCUUUCACCUGUAGGAAAACUAAUUUUGUGAUGUCAUUUGAAUUUGUGCUGAUCCAGGUACAGUCAAACAAAACAUUCAUAUCUUCCUACAAUUAUUCACACUAAAGAAUCUUCUGUAAAGACUUUAGUUUUGGACACUGUUGGAAAGUCUGUAAAGUCAGAAGUUAUAAGUAUAAUAUUUAAGUGGUAGACUUUUGCUCUUUUUCAUUUAGAAAAAUCUAUGUUAUCGCCGCGUAGCUUUUUUUUCCUGUUUUUAGUGUACUGUUCGCUGGAUUGUCCAAAAGUCUUCAAUAUGUAAUGGCAUUUUUUUAUUUUGUCAUUUUGUCUCUCCUCUCUGGUUCAUAUGUCCCUGUGUGUGUCUGUUCGAUAUGUUUUAUUCCACCAGCUCUGAAGUCAGAAAAACAAUUCAAGUGGCUCAAAACUGUAAAUUCAAAGUGUAACAAUCAUAUAAAGAUUAGAUUUAUAUAUAGAACAAAUACAAAACUCAUUGUGUGCCCUAAAUAGCCUGCCUGAUACUUGGUAAAGCAGAAUAUAUUUUCUGUACCAAGGGACCAACACAUGUACAGUCUUGUAGUUUGCUCUAUCUUUCACUUGCUACUGUGUUAGCCUAUACUAUAUCAAUAUUUAAAAAAUAAUUUAUACCAACCAUAAUCAGAAACAUAGCUGUAUUUAUGACAUGUUCAGACUUCUACACAUGGUGUUUUGUAACUGUUACUACAGAACAGAUUAUUUGUUUGUUAAUUGCUUUGUUUCCUUGUUUAGUGUGAAUCACUCUGUAAUGACGGAACUCACACUGUUCUAGUUUGUUCUAGGGACCGAGGUUAGAUGGAUGUAAAGCGUGUGUGUGAGAAACUGCCGAAAAUACUUAAUGUGCAUUUCUGAUCUCCUCACUGUGACCUGCUCUAUCGAUGAGAGUGUGAUGAGACGAAUGAGUGUGUGUGUGUGGGUGUGUGAGAGUGUGUGUGUAUAAGUAAGAGAGAGAGAGAAAUAAAUAUAAAGUGAUACAGUGGACUGUUUAAAGCUAGGAAACAGUUCUCAAAUCAUCAUCAUUAUCAAAAAAAUUGAUUUCAGGAUUUUUUUCCCACUUUAAGGAUCAAAUUUUCAUAUGUUUAAUCAACCAAAUCAGGCCGAUACAACUGAAUAUGUUUACAUAUACAUAUAACAGAAUGAGACAGAUUAUAAAAGUAAAAUUAUAAACAGUAGUUAACCAGCAAACAAAAUAAAUCCGCCUUUGGUUUAACCUCCACUACAUCCAUGAUAAGACAGACAGACUAUGAAAGGGUGUGUGUGUGUGUGCGAGUGUGUGCAUGCAUGUGUGUGUCACUGUCCCAACGCCGGCCAGGCGGCCGUGUGCCACCAUGCUCUGUGACUGCACAGCCGUAUCAAUAAAUCUGGACUCA
Molecule: messenger RNA, 5364 nt
Organism: Anoplopoma fimbria (sablefish)
Lineage: Eukaryota; Metazoa; Chordata; Actinopteri; Perciformes; Anoplopomatidae
Product: dual specificity calcium/calmodulin-dependent 3',5'-cyclic nucleotide phosphodiesterase 1C-like
Exons: 17
Coding region: 1-1905 (634 amino acids)
Biological process (GO): signal transduction
Molecular function (GO): 3',5'-cyclic-nucleotide phosphodiesterase activity
Source: RefSeq, a predicted model, not a curated record